CGAAGCCAAAUCAGUGUGACCAUCAAUUGUUCCAGUGCCGUCACAGUAAACGAUGGUGAUGACUUCACAUGUGUGUGUAGAGGUGAAGGUGGAAACCCCCCAGCUGAUGUAACUUGGUAUGAUAAAGAUGGCGUCCAGAUUGGUGGAACAGGAAAAGAAGAACAAACAUUGACUCUCAGUAACGUUGAUGGAACAAACAGUGGAACAUACAAGUGUGUGGCCCAAACCCACACUCUAACUGAUGAAAAAUUAGUCGAAGUGAAAGUAAGACUUGAUUGUAAGUAUUGUUGUAAAUAUAUGCGUGUUUGCAAGUAAAUAUUUAAACUGGCGCAUGGCGUGUGCACAUACCACAUAUGCAAAUUUAGAAACUGUAUAAAAAGGACAUGCAUGUUUGAACUAGUGCUGCGUAUGUUUUGAAGUGAAGAAUAUAUAAUAACAACCUUGUGUCCCGCAAGUUGUUGUUCCAUUUAAAUGAGUGAGUAAAUUAUUUAUAUUUCCCAUGUGUUUCAUGCAUACACGUUCCAUGCAUGUUAUCAAUAGGUAACAUGCAGUAUCGUCUUUGACUGAAAAACUCGUCGUAUUUUUAAUAUCAUAUAUUGCCGAAACCAUAUUUUAUACUACUUUGUUUUCUAUAGUUCCACCAGAAGAGCCAUACUUUAAGGAUAAAGCGGUUAUUGGUAAAACUUUUGCCAUAACUUGUGAAUCUAAUGGUCAUCCUUCACCAAGUUAUACCAUAAUCCAUAAUGAUACCAAGAUCGUCAGUAAUGGCAAGACGUAUAAAAUAGAUGUUGUGCAGUACAGUGAUGCUGGGUUUUAUAAAUGUAUUGCCGAGAAUAAACUUGGAAAUAGUUCAACGAUAUACUAUUUAUCUAUCCUAGGUAAGAUUCAACAUUUUCAAACAAAAACUGUUUUUACAACUUAUGUUCACCACCUCUCAUUUUACUACUUCAUUAUUAGUAAUUAUACAUUGUCUGCCGCAUUCGCUUCAAAAUUUCGACUGUAAUGAAAGUGAAAGUGUAAUAACAUUAACUCAAUAUGUUUAGAUCAAUUAAAAAAUCCGACAACUGGUAUUAGCACUCAAAAUUUCUCCACUACCGAGAAUUCUAGAUCAGGUAUAAGAUAUAUACUUGUUCAGAAGUUAUAUACACUUUAUAAAAGCAAGUUGAAUAGACUAUAUAUUUAUUGAUGUAAACUAUCUUCCUAAAACAAUAGUUUCUAUAACAAGCCCCCCUGACCUGAGCAAAGCUAGUGUUAUUUUGCUGCAUGGUACAGAUAUUGCAGGGGGGGUUGUUGUUUUACCACUACAUUUAUCGUUACUACAUACAUGGAGGUAUAAUCAAACUGGGAGAAGCAUGCAUGAACAGCAUGUUUUGUGAUCCGAGACCACUAUAAUAAACAUUAACUCAAAAAUCAUAGCGGAUUACAUCUAUUUCUUUAUACCCUUUUUAAAGUUUGUAUGGCGUUGUGUUUAUCAGUUUCAAAUAUUUCUGUUCAAUCAAUACAGCAACCAACAAAGACGAUGAUGGGAAAAUUGUUGUAGUAUGGCAUAUUGUUGUGUCUUUGGUGUCCGGGAUUAUCAUUGGAAUUCUUCUUUCCUACAUUGUCUCAUGUUCUCGUCGUAAAUUUAGAAGUAGAAAGCCUAAGUCAAACCCUGAAUCAAAAACAACUGAAGCUGAUACAACGUAUCAAGAGCUAGAUCUUUCAAAAAUGAACACAGAAGAUAAUUAUCAGUUCGUUGAGAGUGAAUGCUGCAAGUUAUGA
Messenger RNA from Paramuricea clavata, 1761 nucleotides. NCBI's taxonomy places the organism in Eukaryota, Metazoa, Cnidaria, Anthozoa, Malacalcyonacea, Plexauridae. The record is from the annotation of a GenBank genome assembly.